This is a messenger RNA of Prionailurus viverrinus (fishing cat), 3824 nucleotides long. RefSeq names its product serine protease 53 (gene PRSS53). The record is from RefSeq and is a predicted model, not a curated record. The transcript has 9 exons. Bases 1867 to 3522 code for a protein of 551 amino acids. Gene Ontology annotation, molecular function: serine-type endopeptidase activity. Lineage: Eukaryota; Metazoa; Chordata; Mammalia; Carnivora; Felidae. Gene Ontology annotation, biological process: proteolysis.
UCUGAUCUGUCAGUACAGAGCCCAGCAUGGGGCUUGAACCCACAAACUGUGAGAUCAUGACCUGAGCCAAAGUCGGAGGCCUAACCGACUGAGCCACCCAGGUGCCCCACCAGUGUCUAUGCUCUUAACACAGCUUCCUCUGUGUUGGGGUCAGGUUUCCUGAACAGUUGGGGCUGGCCUGAGUUAGAAGUCAGAAAGAGAAAAAGAAUGCACACUGAGUGUUCUUCCCUCCUGAUUGAGUCUUCCACCACCUGUAAGAAACGUAGGCACCACUGUAACCCUGUUUCCUGGGGAGGCAGUAGAGAUGUGUUGAGAUUUUCCAGUCUCAUUGCCAGGAAGUAGCAGAGAGCCCCAGCCCUCAAUACUCAGCCCUGCACACACUGCCACUGAAGCAAGAUGGGAGAAGGUAUGUGAAACCCACCUGCACGUGGGUCUGGGGGAGAGGUGGGGAAGCUAAAAUAGAGGGACUGGGAGGGUCUGCCCACAGUGCCCUUCCCAGUUCCCAGAGGACGACUUCCAUGGUGGGAGCAAGUUUGCUCUAUGUUGGACUCUAAGGUUUUUACAUUCAACAAUUCUGAGUUUUUCAGACAAGGCACGUAGGGGCUAAUUGUCCAAGGUCACUCACAUAGUACAUGGGGAAACUGGGAUUUGAACCAAGGCAGUCUGGCCAUGGCUGAGGCGCAGAGAGGGGUGGUGAAUGGCCCAGGGUAACACAGUCACAACCCCAGAGCUAGGAGCUGCUGGCUCCCUUCUGGCACUUGACUCCUAGCCAACUGGGGGGCGGAGCAGAGGUGGAGCUAGGGAGACCCAGGUGGCCUCUCUGAAAACCAGACUACAGGCGGCAGAGUGGCCUGGAGCAGCAUGAAGCAGAGCUGGGGACCAGAGCUGCUCAUCCUGGGAGCAGUGGUUCUCAUGGAGGGUGAGCCACCCAUGUUUGGGUAGGGGAGUGGUAUGGUAGGUGUUCAGGGGCCACCCUCUGCCCCAGCAGCCUUGCAGCCUGGUGUGUAUGUGAGGGGCAUGCCUAGGGGAGCGAUGGUCUGCCUGUGGCGAUGUAACCAUGUCUGGCUGUGUAUCAGAGGAGGUGUAUGUGGCCACCUUUGUCAAAAUGCGUGUGAUUUUCUAGGGCUAGAUUACAAUCUAUGUCUGCAGUCAUUAUGCCUGUGUGUGUACCCUGUGCCCGUCUGCCUAUCUACUUCCAGAAUGACCUUAGGCAAGUUCUGGGGGCCCUUUGGCCUCAGUCUCCCCGUCUCUACAUAUGUCCCAUCUUUCCUGGCCCAGAUGUUUCUGUGCCUGUGAUGGGGAAGAGGCAGGGUAGGGGAUCCUUUGGUAAAGUCUCUGGUGGUUUGUGGAAAGGUAGGGGAGUCUGAGUUGUCAGAACAAGGGUGGGGACUCUCAAUCUCUUGGAGCCCUCCCCCACUCAGACAUGACGUCGGCCUCUAAUCCUUCCUCUUAGGCCUUCACGACUGAGGGCACAAUUAAGCUAAUGCUCUCCACAUAUACAGGCCGCCUCCCUGACUCAGUGGCGGGGGCUGGAGUUAGGGGAUCUGAAGCCUGGAGGAAGUUGGGACUAGUCCCAAGAUGAACCCUGGCCCUGCUUCUCAGACUCAGGAGUGCUGAGCACAGCUGAGGGAGGAGAAUUAAUUACUGAGUGUACGCUCUGAAUAGGUUCCAAUAAAAGCUGUUUCUUGGCCUCAUAUAUUUUCAUUCUGGGAGGGGCUGGUAAGGUAGCCACACAGUCAUAGGCAAGGACCCAGGGCCCAUCCCCCCAAACCUAUCCCUUCCACCAAGGCUGGGCCAUGCAGGUAAGACUCCCCUAAGUCUCAUCUGUGUCUCUUUCUUCCCAGGUCUUCAAGCAGCUCAGCACGUAUGUGGGCAGCGUGGCCCUGGCCCCCCCGAGCCUCAGGAGGGCAUCACAGCACCUGGGCAGCAGUGACAGAACUGAACUCCUGGUCAGUUGUCCUGGGUUCUCUGCAACGUGAGGAGCUGAGCCCAGGGGCCGAGGAGGUGGGGGUGACCGCCCUGCAGCUGCCGAGGGCCUAUAACCACUACAGCCAAGGCUCAGACCUGGCCCUGCUCCGACUCGCCCACCCCAUGGCCCGCACACCCCUCUGCUUGCCUCAGUCUACCCAUCGCUUUCCUUUUGGGACCUCCUGCUGGGCUACUGGCUGGGAUCAGGAUACCAAUGAUGCUCCCAGGACUCUACGGAAUCUGCGCCUGCGUCUAAUCAGCCGCCCCACAUGUAACUGUCUCUACAACCGGCUGCACCAGCGGCUGCUGGCCAGCCCAGCUCGGCCUGGGAUGCUGUGUGGGGGCGCCCAGCCUGGGGUGCAGGGGCCCUGUCAGGGAGAUUCUGGGGGCCCCGUGGUGUGCCGUGAGCCUGAUGGACAUUGGGUUCAGGCUGGGAUCAUCAGCUUUGCAUCAAGCUGUGCCCAAGAAGACACUCCUGUGCUGCUGACCAACAUGGCUGCUCACAGCUCCUGGCUGCAGGCUCGAGCUCAGGGGGCAGCCUUCCUGUCCCAGAACCCAGAGACCCCAGAGAUCAGUGAUGAGGACAGCUGUGUAGCCUGUGGAUCCUUGAGGAGAGGAGGUCCCCAGGCAGGAGCCCCCUCCCCAUGGCCCUGGGAUGCCAGGCUGAAGCACCAGGGGAAGCUGGCCUGUGGUGGAGCCCUGGUGUCAGAGGAGGUAGUGCUGACUGCUGCCCACUGCUUCAUUGGGCGCCAGACCCCAGAGGAAUGGAGCAUAGGGCUGGGGACCGGACCAGAGGAAUGGGGCCUGAAGCAGCUCAUCCUACAUGGGGCUUAUACCCACCCAGAGGGGGGCUACGAUGUGGCACUCCUGCUGCUGGCCCAACCUGUGACACUGGGCCCCAGCCUUCGGCCCCUCUGCCUGCCGUAUGCCGACCACCACCUGCCUGAUGGGGAACAUGGCUGGGUCCUGGGGCUGCCCCGCCAAGAAGCAGGUGCCAGCUCCCCUCAGACAGUGCCUGUGACCCUCUUGGGACCCAGGGCCUGCAGCCGGCUGCAUACAGCUCUUGGGAGCGACAGUAUCCCCAUUCUGCCAGGAAUGGUGUGUACCAGUGUUGUGGGUGAGCCGCCCCACUGUGAGGGCCUGUCCGGGGCACCACUGGUGCACGAGGUGAGGGGCACAUGGUUCCUGGCUGGGCUACACAGCUUUGGAGAUGCCUGCCAAGGCCCUGCAAGGCCUGCAGUCUUCGCGGCACUUCCCGCCUAUGAGAACUGGGUCAGCAGUUUGGACUGGCAGGUCUAUUUUGCUGAGGAGCCAGAGCCCGAGGCAGAGACUGGAAGCUGCUUGGCUAACAUGAGUACGUGGCCCUGGGGCCUCCCUGCUAACACUUCCCUCUCCAGACCCAUUCUCUCUCAAUCCAGGGAAAGAUCCGUUCUGACCCAACCUCUUGCUGCCCUGGGUGGGGUAGUGGACAUAAUUCUGGUUCCUCAUCAUUGUGACUUGGAGCAGGCCUCAACUUCUUCAAACCUCAGUUUUCUCAUCUGUCAUAGGGGUUAAAGUAGCACCUUCUUCCUCUUCCUUCCAGGGAGGGAAGAAAAGUUUUGAGGAUGAGGCCAACCCCACCCUCCUUCCUCUUCCUGACAGGCAAACCAGCUGGCUGUUGACAGGUGGCUCUGGGAUGCUGCAGACGCAGUGAGACAAUUCCUGCAUCACUGCCCCUGUACCUCCCCCAUUCCCUCCACCCACGCAUGAUUCCAGGCACUGGGGCAGGCCCAGCAGCCCCGUGGGCUCUGGGAAGGAGCACGCCUGGACCAGCAACUGCCCUUACUCCCCACCCUGCAGGCCAGGGAGAUGUCGCC